AUGGCCAGCUACUGUGGCUGCCUUUGGAACAAGUCCGAUAUCUGGCAGCCUCAGUAUCUCCCACAGGUCUCACUCAAGGCCCAUGCAACUAUCCUGUCCUCUAUAGCCCGUACAACUUUGACACAGAUAUUUGUGAAUCCAUCAGACAAGGCUAUCGAAGAGAUGUUCUAUCAUUUCCCUCUUUACGAUGGUGUCAGUGUUGUUGGGUUCGAAUGCAAAGUUGGAUCUCGUCUCCUGCAUAGCAAGGUGAAGACCAAAUCUCAAGCAAAUAAAGACUACCAAAAUGCGGUGGCUCAACGCCAGGCUGCUGCUGUCAUGGACUAUACUUCGAUGAAUGACGUUUUUGUCAUUAGACUCGGCAAUGUCCCUGCCCACGAGAAGAUUAACGUCGACAUCACUUUCGUAGGAGAGUUGAAACAAGAUGCUCAGACAGAUGGCAUUCGCUACACACUACCCAGUACCAUUGCUCCUCGUUAUGGAACUGGAACAUCUUACAGUACUACCCAACUAUCUCCACUUGGUCUGCCAGCCAAUCUUCAAGGAAUUUCUAUCACCGUUGAUGUUCAAAUGGAGAAGGGAUCAGUGAUUCGAGAGCUGGAAUCCCCAAGUCAUCGGGUCAAGGUCUCUCUCGGACGCGUCUCUUCUACACGAAUGACAUCCUCUGCCUUCGAACCAUCACAUGCGUCUGCCUCUAUUAUUCGCCAGCAGAACGAUGCAUCGGUGGUGCUGGGACAGGAUUUUGUCGUUCUCAUCAAAGCGGAUGGACUUGAUACUCCCUGCGCAUUGCUUGAACGACACCCAACUAUCCCUAAUCAGCAAGCGCUGAUGGCAACCCUCGUUCCAAAAUUUAGCCUCCUGCCCUCUGAUCCCGAGGUGGUCUUUGUCAUUGACAGAAGUGGGAGUAUGCGGGAUAAAAUAUCAACCUUGAAAUCUGCACUUGGAGUUUUCCUGAAGUCUUUGCCUGUCGGUAUCUGCUUCAAUAUAUGCUCGUUUGGGAGGUGCCACUCCUUCAUGUGGCCGACAAGCCAGGUGUACGAUGAAUCUAGCUUGGAGCAGGCUCUGGCUUUUGUUGACACUAUCGAUGCGAGCAUGGGCGGCACAGAGAUGAGGCGAGCAGUCAUCGCCACUGUGGAAAAUCGACUUAAUUUGAAAGAUCUGGACGUCUUGAUUCUCACCGAUGGACAAAUCUCCGACCAGGAUCGUUUGUUCGAUUUCGUCCGCAACAAGGCUGCUGACAAUACUGCUCGAUUCUUCACCCUUGGCAUUGGCGAAGGAGCAUCUCACUCCUUGAUUGAGGGAGUUGCAAGAGCCGGAAAUGGAUUCUGCCAAUCAGUUACAGCGUAUGAAGAGCUCGAUCGCAAGGUCAUCCGCAUGCUCAAGGGCGCCUUGACCCCUCAUGUCCAUGACUACAAGCUCGAAAUUGAAUAUGACACUGAGACAGAGACAGAGUUUGAGUUUGUGAGCGAUACUGAGAAUUUCACCGACUCUGAGACGGUGGUCGAUAAGGAGGGAGAUGGGGACAUCUCCAUGGAAGAAACAACACACAGCUCAUUGCAGCCGAUCUCGUUGUACGAUGAAAACUUCCAGGAACCCGACAUGGAUGUUGAUGAAGAUGAGAGAGCAAUUGAAAAACUUCCUAAUUUCAUCCCUCCAAGAGCAAUCCAAGCUCCGUACAAUAUCCCACCUUUGUACCCGUUCAUUAGAACAAAUGUCUACCUCCUUCUGGAUCCCACCUUGUCCGAGAAGACCCCAAAGUCGCUGAAGCUCAGUGCGACUUCCAGGGACGGUCCCCUGCAGCUGCAAAUUCCGAUCUGCCAUAUCGGGACUGGUGAAACAAUCCACCAACUUGCUUCGCGAAAGGCCGUGAUCGAGCUCGAAGAGAGACACGGCUGGCUCGCACAUUCUAAGGACGAGAAAGGAAACAAAUUCGAACACUUCCACCAAACAACAAAAAAGCGACUUGCAGAGCGUGAAUGCCAGGACCUAGGAAUCAAGUUCCAGGUAGCUGGAAAAUACUGCUCAUUCGUGGCAUUGGAGGAGUGUGACUCUUCGUCUUCGGAACAACAGGACGAACAACAUACCCCGAAGGAAGAUACCGUAGAGCAUUUUUCUUCUAUUCUAGAGUCUGCUAGAUUUCCCAAUGCCGCACGUGUACGCACUGGUGGUAGCCGGAGUGGCGGUGUAUUCGGCAGUCAACGUAGCUCCCACAGUUCACGCCAAGCUAUGCCAAUGCAGACGUCUCAGAUUUCAACAGGACCUGGCUUGCAGUAUGAACAUGCGGGAGCCCUCCGUUUCUCCAGUGGUGUAGCACCUCUACGUAAGAGAUCCAGAAAUUCGAAUUCUAUCAAUCAACUGGCCGCAUUUGCUGCCGCUCCAAUGUUUGGUCAAAGGAGCGCAAUCAGCGCUGGAGUUCCAAUGUCCCCAAAUCCUACUUUGCCGAAGACUGCGCUGAUGAGAAUGCACGAGCUUAUUCGGCUGCAAACCUUUGAGGGUAGCUGGAUGUGGUCGAACGAACUCUUCGGGCUCUUGGAAUGUGACAAGAGCACUAUAAUCAAUAAAUUGGCCACACUGUAUGGGAUUGCCGAUCGAAUUACUGAAGAUGGGUUCCAAAAUGGUAGCGAGCCCAAAGUUCUUGCAACGCUGCUGGCAAUUGGAUGGCUGCUGAAGAAGCACUCGGCUUCAAGGGCUGUUUGGGAACUUGUGUCUGCCAAAGCCUCUGACUGGGUUAGCGUUGAGUUGAAGAGGAUGAUGGAUCAGGGUUUGCCUGGGGCGAUCAUUGCAUCAAUCCGAGAUGAGAUUGUUGAUAUGGUCUAA
Penicillium vulpinum is the source of this 2814-nucleotide messenger RNA. Its product is annotated as VIT and vWA domain-containing protein. The transcript has a single exon. NCBI's taxonomy places the organism in Eukaryota, Fungi, Ascomycota, Eurotiomycetes, Eurotiales, Aspergillaceae. The record is from RefSeq and is a predicted model, not a curated record. The coding region runs from base 1 to 2814 and encodes 937 amino acids.